GUACGAGAGCAAGUACCCCUACACUGCGUCCCGAGCUUCAAAUGGCUCUAUGACUCUAUUUAAUUAGAAUCGUUGGAGUACUCAUAAGAUACGAGCAUCUUCUAAAUUACUUUCAAUAUAUAAAACAUAAUAUAGUCAUGUUGGGUUGAUCUUAUUUGAUUAAUCUCAUGUAGUUUAUUAAUAUUCAAUUGUUAUACUUUUUAUUUUUACUAAUUUGCAACUAUCAAUGAUUAUGGUUUAAAUAAUGCAUGGGCAAACGAGCACAUUCAAAAUGAGAUGGACUUUAAGAUUGGAGGGAGUAAUAUUCAGAAUAAUUUCGAUUUGGUAAUGAUACGUUAAUUUCAGUAAAAAUAAGUUUUAAUCAAUAUAUCAAAUAAAUACAAUAGUAAAUCUAUAAUAAUAAGGAAAAAUUCAUGGGAAUAAUCCCACCUUUGCGCCGUUCGUUUUUAAUAAUCCCACCUUUGGAUUAUUUUUUAAUAAUCCGACCUUUACCCCCUAUUCUUUUUUAAUGGUCCCAUUUGACUAGAAACCGGUUAAACCGGUCAAAUUUUGUUUUUUUUUUGUUUUAAAUACACGUGUCACUAUGCAAUUUGUCUAAAUUUUAAAUUAAAAAACAAAAUUAAAAAAAGAAAAACAAUUUUUUUUAAUUUUUAAAUUUUGAUAAUUUUAAAAAAAAAAUGAAAAAAAAACAGAAAAAAAAUAAUCCCCACCACCAAUGCCAGGCUGCCACCAUUCCCUCUCCUCCCCUUCACGCAGCUCCCCUCUCCCCCAUCCCACCACCAGCCCACCAGACGGUCUUCGCAAGGGUUUGAUCGCCGUAACUCGCAACCUCCUCAAGCCAUUUCUUCUUCUUCUCUCUCUUUCUCUCUCCUCCGACAUUGUUGUUUUCAAGCUCCAAAAAUGGCGGCGAUUUGGAGAGCAAAGAUACCCCAAACUCAGCGAAUCUCGAAGAAGCUCGUAAAAGAGUUUUUGACUUCUUCAAAUUGGCCUGCCGAGCACUUCCUACUGUCAUGGAUAUCUACAAUCUCGACGAUGUUGCCACCAUCUCUCAGCUUCGCUCCACCAUUGCUUUUCAGAUCUGAAAGAAUUCUCAUGUCAGAGAUCCUAAGGUGGGUGGCUGGUGGGUUAAUUGGCUGGAAGUUAUGGUGGGUUAAAGAAGGGAAGAAGAAAGAGGAAAAGGGGGUGGUUUCAGGUGAAGGGAGAGUGGGGUUGCGGUGGUUUCAUAUGAAGGGGAUGGAGCUGUGGUGGUUGUUCGGCGGUUUUCAGUCGGGUAGGGGAAGGAGAUGGUGGUUUCCGGCUGGAAAGGGUGGUGGCUGAACUAGUGGGUGGGUUUGUAAUUUUUUUUUUUAUUAUUAUUUUUUCUUUGAAUAAAUUUAAUUUUUUUAAAUUUUUUUUGACCAAUCGUAGGCCGCCACGUGUCAUGUAA
Messenger RNA from Chenopodium quinoa (quinoa), 1426 nucleotides. RefSeq lists its product as uncharacterized. NCBI's taxonomy places the organism in Eukaryota, Viridiplantae, Streptophyta, Magnoliopsida, Caryophyllales, Amaranthaceae. The record is from RefSeq and is a predicted model, not a curated record. The transcript is spliced from 2 exons. Bases 901 to 1317 code for a protein of 138 amino acids.